CCCGCGCCGGGGUCCUCGGAGCGCUCGGGCUGCGCGCGGAGCGGGCUCGGGAGGGAAGUCCCGAGACAAAGGAAGCGCCGCGCCGCCACCGUCGCCGCCGCCUCGUCCGCCUCGCUUGCCGGGCUGCGGCCGCCCGAGAGGAAAAGAAGACACCUGUCCCACGUGCUCCGGUGUAAGCCUGAAGGCUGGGGGCAAGCUGCCAGUCACCCACCUCCAGGAGACACCCCGUUUGUGGUGUUAAAGCCUUGUUGACGGACUUUGAAUAUGUCGGGGAUCGCUCUCAGCAGACUUGCCCAGGAGAGGAAAGCUUGGAGAAAAGACCACCCAUUUGGUUUUGUGGCUGUCCCAACAAAAAACCCCGACGGUACAAUGAACCUCAUGAACUGGGAGUGCGCCAUCCCAGGGAAGAAAGGGACCCCAUGGGAAGGAGGCUUGUUUAAACUACGGAUGCUCUUCAAAGAUGACUAUCCAUCCUCACCGCCGAAAUGCAAAUUUGAGCCCCCGCUCUUCCACCCUAACGUGUACCCUUCAGGCACGGUGUGCCUGUCCAUCCUUGAGGAAGAUAAGGACUGGAGGCCAGCCAUCACGAUCAAGCAGAUUUUACUAGGAAUACAGGAACUUCUAAAUGAACCAAAUAUUCAAGAUCCAGCUCAAGCAGAGGCCUACACAAUUUACUGCCAAAACAGAGUGGAAUACGAGAAAAGGGUUCGAGCACAAGCCAAGAAGUUUGCGCCCUCAUAAGCAGCGACCUGCGGCAGCAUCAAAAGGAAGGGAUUGGUUUGGCAAGAACUUGUUUACAACCUUUGCAGAUCUAGCGUUGCUCUGUACAAUUAUUAGUCACUGAGGGAGGCGGGCGGGCGUCAUUUUCCAUUUCCGCCACUGGUACACAGUUCUCAACUCGCUGAAUUGCCCAGUUUUUCAUACAGGGUCUCUUCCUUCAGUCUUUUGUAUUUUUGAUUGUUAUGUAAAACUUGCUUUUAUUUUAAUAUUGAUGUCAGUAUUUCAACUGCUGUAAAAUGAUAAACUUUUAUACUUCGAUGAGUCCCUGAGGAGCUAGUUCCCUUUGCUCGCGGGUGCAGGCAUGCUUCCCACCGUCAGAGCUUACACGUAGCGUCCAGCUGGCUGUAUGAAAAAGAAAUCCGCCUGUCCCCCGCCCUCACGCCUCUGUCCUCUCUGCAGACCCCGGGUUGUGUUGCUAUGAGCCUCAGAUCCAAAGUCAGCCAGCCUCUCGUUUCCGCAUCACUUCCUUUGUGUUUAUAUGGCGUUUUGUCUGUGUUGCUGUUUAGAGUAAAUAAACUGUUUAUAUAAA
Rhinolophus ferrumequinum (greater horseshoe bat) is the source of this 1309-nucleotide messenger RNA. RefSeq names its product ubiquitin conjugating enzyme E2 I (gene UBE2I). NCBI's taxonomy places the organism in Eukaryota, Metazoa, Chordata, Mammalia, Chiroptera, Rhinolophidae. Gene Ontology annotation, cellular component: nucleus. Gene Ontology annotation, biological process: protein sumoylation. The transcript is spliced from 8 exons. Gene Ontology annotation, molecular function: SUMO conjugating enzyme activity. The coding region runs from base 265 to 741 and encodes 158 amino acids. The record is from RefSeq and is a predicted model, not a curated record.